This is a messenger RNA of Dictyostelium discoideum AX4, 2202 nucleotides long. RefSeq names its product WD40 repeat-containing protein. The record is from RefSeq and is a predicted model, not a curated record. The coding region runs from base 1 to 2202 and encodes 733 amino acids. The transcript is spliced from 5 exons. Lineage: Eukaryota; Evosea; Eumycetozoa; Dictyosteliales; Dictyosteliaceae.
AUGGAUGAAUUAGCUUAUAUUUGUAAAAAAAAGGGUGUAACAGAACAAAAUUUCAUAGAACAAAUUCCAAAAUUUAUUUUAUACCUUGACGAAAUAAUUCAAAGAGGUCAUUUAGAUCAAGUUCAAUUAGAAAGUAUUCAAAAUUAUUCUUCUUUAAAACAUGACCAACCAAUUAAAAAAGAUAAUAAAAACGAUAAUAUGAAUGAGACAAAUGUAAAUAACAAUAACCAAUCAAAUGAAGAGGUAGAAGAAAUCAAUGAUGAAUUUAAAUUAUAUUAUGAUGGUUUACAAGAAUCAAAACAUAUGAAAUAUUAUACAAAUUCCUUUAAAUCCUAUGAAAAUAAACAACAUAAAAGGGUAUCUUCAACAUUAGUACCAUUAAAAUCAGAAGAUUUGCAAAGUAUUAGAAUUAAUACAAUACAUAUACUAGCAUGGAAAUUAAAUUUAAUGGCAGUUAGUUAUAAUUCAAAAUUUAUAUUUACAGCAGAAUCAGAUGUAAUUAAUGUUAGAAAUAUUGAUAAUCCAAAUAUAAUAAUUAAAACAUUUGCAAUGGAUACUAUGGAGAUGACAAUUAAUCAAAUUCGAUUAGGAAUAUUAGAUGGUGAAGAAGUUUUAGUAUCAGUGGAUGAAGGUGGUUUCGUUAGGAUUAUAUUUGUAAAUGAUUUUGAGAGAGAGGUAAUUCGAUUAUAUAAUCAUGGUGUAUCUACAUGGGGUAUUGCAAUAUGUCCAAGUAAACCAUUGAUAGCGGUGAGUUCAAAUAGUCACAAGAUUACAAUUUGGAAUUUAGAUGAUGAGAAUCCACAAGAAACCAAAUUCCUUCUACCAAAACAUAAACAUAAUAUACCAAGUAUUGAUUUCAGUCCAUGUGGUAAUUAUUUAGUAUCAGUUUCGAUCGAUAAAAACAUUAGAAUUUGGGAUGUAAAUAAAAGACAACUCUUAAGAAUUCAAACUUUAGCUCAAUGGUGUUGGGCUUGUAGAUGGAUUGAUUUAACAACAAAAGAGGACCAAUUAUAUCAAUAUUAUAAUAAUAGUAGUAAUAGCAGAGAUAAUAAUAAUAAUAAUAGUAAUAGUAAUAAUAAUGGUGGUGGUGGUAUAAUAAUUGAUAAAUCAUGGAGAGGUUUAACACAACAUGAAGAACAACAAUUGGUUGAGAAUAAUCAAGAAGUUGAACCAAUGCCUGAAGAAGAGGAGGAGGAAGAAGAAGAAGAAGUUAAUCAAGUUGAUAAUGAUGAUGAAAUAUUUCAAGAGAAUGAUGAUAAUGAAGAGAAUGAAGAAAAUACUGAAUUUCUUAAUGAAGCUAAUGAUGGUGUUGAUGAUGACGAUGAUCUAAUAAUUCAAAAUGGUGUUUUUACAAAUGAAGAUGAUAUAAUAUUUGAUGGUGGUUUGCCACCUAUAAACCAACAUCAGCAGCAACAACAACAAAAUCAAGAGAUUGAAGAAGAAGGUCAAGAAGGUCAAGAGGAGCAAGAAGAUGGCACUGAAAAUGAAAAUAAUCAAGGUACCAUAGCAACAACAACUACGACAACAACAACUAUAAUAAAUUCAAUAAAAAAAUUGGAAGAUGCAAUAAAUCAACAAAGAAUAGAAAAUAAUAGAAUCAAUUCCAAAGUUCCACUUGAUAAAAAUAAAUUACCAAGUAAUGUGGUGUUUUCAACCUACCAAAACCUAUAUCUUAGUGAUGUUGAAAUGGAUUUAUUAUUAACAAUGAAUAAUGCCAUACCAACAAGUUUUCCAAUUAUACAAACUCAAAUUGAUAGAAUAGCAUUCCUUGAAGUUGUUCCAGAAUUAUCUUUAGUUAUUGCUGCAUCUCAAGGUCCUGCUCGUUUAAUUUCACUAUAUCGUAUUGUUAAACAAAUACCAUUAAAUAAUAAUAUUAAUAAUAAUGAAAAUAAUAAUAAUGAAAAUAAUGAUAAUAAUUUAAAUGAACCAGAAACAAAUAUGUUUUUAGAAUCAGUUUUAUCACCACCAUCAGGUGGACCAGGAUUAAUAGUUGGUUUAUCAGUUGUAAAGAAUUAUGUUAAAAAUAAUCCAUUAGCAUUUAGUAUUAAUCUUUAUGUUAUGUAUAUUAAUGGUAUAUUUAUAAAUUUUCAUAUUAAACGAUCAACCAUUCGAAAUAAACCAAUCCAUCAAAAUAGUACUUUCUUUGAUCCAAUAAAUAAAUGUAAUAUUUUUGGUUUAGAUAUUACUUCAUUUGGAGUUUAA